This is a messenger RNA of Diachasma alloeum, 642 nucleotides long. RefSeq lists its product as uncharacterized. Gene Ontology annotation, molecular function: ceramide 1-phosphate transfer activity; ceramide 1-phosphate binding. NCBI's taxonomy places the organism in Eukaryota, Metazoa, Arthropoda, Insecta, Hymenoptera, Braconidae. Gene Ontology annotation, cellular component: cytoplasm; membrane; cytosol. The coding region runs from base 1 to 642 and encodes 213 amino acids. The transcript has 5 exons. Gene Ontology annotation, biological process: ceramide transport; intermembrane lipid transfer. The record is from RefSeq and is a predicted model, not a curated record.
AUGCCUGCACCGAAUCUCUGCAUCAAGGGGAUUAAAAUCCACAGGCAUUUACUCAAGUAUAUGUUUCCGCAAGUCAUUGAUGGACAAAUUGACACGAUUAAGUUUCUCAAUGCUUCGCGAAACGUCAUGCAAAUCAUCGAUAAAUUUGGAAAGGUUUUUGCGGCCCUAAAGUAUGAUAUGCUGAACAACAUCGAGAAAAUCUCCCAGAGGUACAACAUUGACAAAAUCAGUCAUGCGACACUUCAGAAUUUGAUUCUGAUGGAGAAGAAGACAGGGAAGAAUGCGGUUGCUGCUGAUGCUCUACUCUGGCUCGCCAGAGAAUUGAAGAUGAUUCAGAUCCUGUUUGAUAAGAUGAUUAAAGCUGAGAGGGCGAACGUGUCCAUUGAGGAUCUUGGGCCGAAGAUCAGUGAGGCGUAUGUGGAGGUCAUGGGUACACAUGAGUGGAUGGCGCAGCAAUUGUUCUCACUAUUGGCAAAAACGCCCCCCUCGCGCACCCAAGUGCUCCUAUCCCUAGCUGAAAACACUCCAGGAGUUGAGGAGACAACGAUAAACACCCUGGACAUAAUCUCCAAGCAGUUGCAAUCGAAUCUGAUAAUUCUGAAGAGUUUUUUGUACGACAACGACAUCGGACAUGUACUAUAA